Molecule: messenger RNA, 699 nt
Organism: Laccaria bicolor S238N-H82
Lineage: Eukaryota; Fungi; Basidiomycota; Agaricomycetes; Agaricales; Hydnangiaceae
Exons: 3
Coding region: 1-699 (232 amino acids)
Molecular function (GO): protein binding
Source: RefSeq, a predicted model, not a curated record
AUGCAUCUCCUUGAUAUACCCCCGGAAAUUAUUCUUCACAUCUUGUCUUACCUGGACCUGCCAGAUCUUGCAGUCCUCUCUGAAGUCAUGCCAACCCUCAACCCCCUCACUUCGGAUCCCGUUCUUCACAAGUAUCGUCUCAGCAUUGUUUCUCCCUCAAGAAUCAACCACUUUUUGUUUGGGACGACCCCGCAAGGCCAUGCUUUACGGCCGACGGUAGGGGAUCUUGUCCAGAGAGGUGUGAUUCGAGGGCUAGGCAUCGAACGACGGUGGAGAGCGGGUAACUAUUUUUAUUCGUUGAACUCCAUUAUCCAAUACGAGAACAGCCUAUCAUUGUCCCGUCGACAUGCCAGUCACGUCCUCUCCAUUCAGAUGAGGCGCCGGUCGCCAACUCCAAGCAACGUACUCAAACUACUUCAUUCCAAUCAUGUUCUCCCCGACGUCGAAUCUUCGUCUACCAACAUGGCUCGUUCACUACAACCCGUCGUGCACAAACUCAAAUGGUCCCUGCAGCGGGACAGGUUAGCAAAGUUGAUAAAGAACAACUCGUGCAGUAUCACGGGUAGCAAGGCUGGUUUUGGAGCUUGGCUUGAGAGUACGGCGAGGCACAUUAUUCAAGACGGCGAGAAGGUCCGUUUAGCGAUAUGUCCUGAUAUCAGACAAAGAGUCGUGUUUUAUGAACGAUUGGCCAACGCUUGA